UGUUUAAAUUAAAUCAUUCGUAAAGACACGUCUCGUUAAACUGUUGAUACAACUUGUUGUGCCAUAGCAGUUUUCUGGAAUUCUACGAUCGUUAGAGGGGGACACAUUCGAUGUUUCGAUUGUAGUUGGAUCGUAAACGUAACCGUAAACGUUGGCAACGAAUGUUAAUACACGGCGUAAGGCUACACUAAUUUUGAGUCAUAACACAGAUAUUGUUAUAUUCAGGAAAAUGUCAAGAAGUUCACAGAGUGAAUGGAAAAACCUUGCGUUUGACUUAUACAAAGAAUGGAAAGGAGAAGAAGAAUUUGUGAGGAAAAUGUCAGAAUUUAAUAAGGAUCCUCCACCACCUGGUAUCUUUAGCAAGGCACAGCUGAUUACAAAUUUGACCAAACUAGAAACUGUUUUUGGUCUAAAAGCUCUUUGUUCUGGAAAACGGGCAACACAUCCUAAAGGAUUCGGAGCGUUCGGUCAAGUAACGAUCGUCAAGAAUCCCAAAUUUCCAGAAAAUAAUUUCUUUACGCCUGGUAGAACAUUCCCAGUUCGUUUGCGUCAUACCAGUGCUCGCUUUGAAGAUAACACAAUGGCGGACUUCAGAGCUGCUUCCUUGAAAUUUGCUGACGAUAAUGACGGUUCGCCUCUAGAUAUCAUCAUGAGUACGGGAUGUGUGGGACUUUUCAGUUCUACACAAUCUCUGUGGGAGAUAAUAAAGGUUGCUGCAGGAAAACUUACCUACAAGGAUUACCUUCUGCUCAACCCCAUAAAUUUGUAUACAAACAUCGAUGGGAUUCGCCGAGUACCUGACUCAUGCACAGAUCAGGUCUACUAUUCACAAAUUGCUUUCCACUUCAAAGCAAAAGAUGAAAAACAGCGUUACGUUAAAUACAGACUAAUGAAUGCUGAAGGACGUCCAGAAACUGGACUACUGACUGAAGAAGAGCAAAGAAGUGUUUGGGAUCGAGAUCGCUGUCCAGGAGAAAAACGUACCAAGGACUAUCUGAAAAAAGAAUUCGAAGAUCGCCUUUCCAAAGGACCUGUCAACUACAAGUUACAACUUCAGCUUCACGAAGUCAAUCCCAAUGAUAGUCCACAUAUCCUUAAUGCUGCUAAGGCCUGGGAUGAGAACACACACCCWUGGAUUGAUCUUGCUGAUGUAACCAUAACGACUUUGCUUGCUGAUGACGUCAUUGAGCGUACAAAAUAUAACAUCUCAAACACUCCACCCUCGUUGUCCGUGGUUGGUCCCCCUGAGUCUAUUUAUGACUUCAGAUGCAUCCCUUAUUACCGACAGCGAGUUUACAAGCAAAGUCAGAGAAUGCGACUUUUAAGAGGUCCUCGUCAUCAUGACGACAAUUGCUGUUCAUACGUCAUUCAGAUUGAAACAGGGGACGUAAAAUACGCUGRAACAGAUGCAACCAUCACUCUCACAAUGACAGGUUCCAAAGGACGUACAGAUGCCAUUAUUUUAGACAAGCGUCUCUAUAAUGACUUUGAACGAGGCGCCAUUGAUGAUUACAAGAUAACUACAAUGGAUGUUGGUGAYCUUUACCUGAUUUACUUACAAAAUGRCCAAGAUGGAGUAUUUUCUGACUGGUUUGUAAGCAAGGUGACCAUUCUCAAAGAAGGUUUAGAUUUACCCUAUGAAUUUCCUUGUUACUCGUGGGUCUCAAAGAAAUUGGUGGCUUUUCAUGGUGCAGGGGUGMUUCUCCAUCAGGACCAGCCCGACAUCGUAAAAAUCGAGCGUCAAAUGCAAAUCGCCGAGCGUCAGGAAGAGUACAAAUGGCUUCCCAUUGAAAAGAAAACUCCAGACUUUCCAGGUUGCAUUAAUGCRACGAAGCAUGAUGACAUCCCACUAAAUUCACAGUUUUCUGAUCCUUCAACAAAGUCGUUCAAUACWGGUCGACUUCACGCCGUUAUGAAUCUUGGUCUUAGCUAUUUGAUGACUUUGACAGAAAACUGGGAUUCUUUUGAUGACUUCAAGAAAAUGAUUUCCAGCUGGGUAGUAGAAGACAGACCUAAAUAUGCUGAAAAUGAUGCUUGGAUGGACGACGCCGUAUUUGGUAUGCAGUUCUUGAACGGUGUCAAUCCCAUGAUGAUUGAGCGAUGUGACAAACUACCUGAAAACUUUCCUGUCACUMACAAAAUUAUUGGAAACUUGUUGGAUCGUGGUCUGAGUUUGGACGAGGAAAUAAAAGCUGGUCAUAUAUAUAUUGUGGAUUACGCAGUUCUUGAGGGAAUUAAGCGUAAUGGGCAGGGUACCAAGAAUGUCCGUUAUGUUACAGAACCUCUUUUAUUGCUGUAUGUAAACAGCAAAAAUGAUUUAGUGCCAAUCGCUAUUCAGCUCUUUCAAAAGCCAUGUGAAGAAAACCCAAUAUGGACUCCCAAUGAUGACAAACUGGACUGGCUUUUUGUGAAAAUGUGGGUGAGAGCUGCGGAUCUUCAAGUUCAUCAGAUGAUAAUUCACUUGAUGAACACACAUCUCAUAAUGGAGUGUUUUGCUGUAGCAACAUGGAGAAACCUUCCUUCCAUCCAUCCAAUUUUCAAGUUACUAUUCCCWCAUAUCCGUUCCAUAAUGGCCAUCAACACCUUGGGUAGAAAGGAACUCAUCAGUAAAGGUGGMAUUUCUGACAUCACCCUCUCCAUUGGAGGCGGAGGCCAUCUCGAAUUGAUACAAAAGGCYUUUCGCAGGUUCACUUGGGACAUGGUGGACAUCCCAGCCAAUCUUGAGAAGAGAGGACUAAUGGACAGUUCAAAGCUUCCUCAUUUUUAUUAUAGGGAUGAUGCUCUAAGGCUAUGGUACGAAAUAAGCAGUUUUCUCAGGAAUUUCGCUCAAUUGUAUUAUGCCUCUAACGACGAUGUCAUCAAUGACACAGAGAUUCAGGCCUGGGUGAAGGAUGUCCAUGUCAACGGUCUAUCUACUUCACAGGGUCACGUGGACCACAAAUUUCCCAAGAYCAUUCAGUCAAUUGACGAACUUGUUCAUCUUUUGACAUGCGUAGUGUUCACUUGUUCAUGUCAGCAUGCCGCGGUUAACUUCAGCCAGCUUGAAGUUUAUGCGUUCAUACCCAACGCCCCUCCAACCAUGCAACUACCUCCUCCAACAAASAAAGGAGAGACAACAAUAAAGAGAAUUAUGAAUACUCUUCCAAGCAAAUGGCAAACAGGAUGGCAUAUCGGAACUAUGCAUACCCUUACUCGCAUUUCUGAGGAUGAGAAAUUCCUUGGAGAUUAUACAGAUGGAUUGCUCGUCGAUUCCAAAGCGCUGGACAUCAUUGCAAAAUUUCAAGACAAUCUGCAAAAGAUUUCUGAUGCUAUCAAGCUGCGUAACAAGUCUUUAGAAUGGCCAUACGUUUACUUGCUGCCAGAAAGAGUUCCAAACAGCGUGGCUAUUUAAAAGUUAACCAAUAACUUGCCGCCUUUAAAUAUUAUACAGUAUUAGUUUUGUUAUCUUCGUUGGAAGUAAUGUUUAAAGUCCGACACAAUGAGGACUUGACGGGAUUUCAAGUCCGCGCAAUUAGUUCCAGUCCGAGUCUUUGUUUGAUAUUUAUGGCAUUCCUAAUGAGCCUCAUUCAUAAGAUUUAUAAGUAUGUUAUCUUCCCAGGAAGCGCAUCAAAAGGACGGCUCAUAUAGACUUAGGGUAUAGACGGUAUAGGGGAUCGAGUCGUGAGGGAGUCAUGUAUUAAAGACCUUUUAUCACAAGAUUAAUGUUAAACUGAUUAUUUCUAUUACUUUUAUUAUCAUUAGCUAGUAGUAGUUGGAAACAUGGUAGAAGUAACUGGAAACAAGGUAGAAAUAGCUGGAAAUUAUGUAGAAGUAACUUGAAAAAGGUAGAAGUAACUGGAAAUAAGGUARAAUACAAGGUACGAUUACUUCCUCUGGUUUCAAGUUACUUCACGUGGUAUAAAUUAUAAUCAGGGAUUGGCUGGAUACCUCAUGAAUAAUUAAUAACUAUGAGAAUUGAACGUAACCCUUUUGCAAGAUAUACUCAUACUUUCUUCCUUUAUCGAUGUACCUUAUGUCUAUUUAGAUUAUAUA
This is a messenger RNA of Exaiptasia diaphana, 4032 nucleotides long. Its product is annotated as allene oxide synthase-lipoxygenase protein. The record is from RefSeq and is a predicted model, not a curated record. NCBI's taxonomy places the organism in Eukaryota, Metazoa, Cnidaria, Anthozoa, Actiniaria, Aiptasiidae. The coding region runs from base 230 to 3391 and encodes 1053 amino acids. The transcript is spliced from 13 exons. Gene Ontology annotation, biological process: lipid oxidation. Gene Ontology annotation, molecular function: oxidoreductase activity, acting on single donors with incorporation of molecular oxygen, incorporation of two atoms of oxygen; protein binding; iron ion binding.